Molecule: messenger RNA, 3261 nt
Organism: Ochotona curzoniae (black-lipped pika)
Lineage: Eukaryota; Metazoa; Chordata; Mammalia; Lagomorpha; Ochotonidae
Gene: GABBR2
Product: gamma-aminobutyric acid type B receptor subunit 2
Exons: 19
Coding region: 157-2985 (942 amino acids)
Biological process (GO): G protein-coupled receptor signaling pathway; gamma-aminobutyric acid signaling pathway
Cellular component (GO): membrane; G protein-coupled receptor heterodimeric complex
Molecular function (GO): G protein-coupled GABA receptor activity
Source: RefSeq, a predicted model, not a curated record
CCGUUCGGAGCCGAGCAGGAGCCUGAGCCGGAGCUCGGAGUCGGAGCCCAGCCGGCGCCAUUGCGCGGGCGCCGCGGGGAGAGCCUAGUACGGGGCGGCGGGCCGGGCCAGGCCAUGCGGGCCGAGUGAGCCGGCGCCCGCAGUCCGCGGCGCGGCAUGGCUUCCCCGUGGAGCUCCGGGCAGCCCGGGCCGCCGCCACCGCCGCCGCCGCCGCCACCCGCGCGCCUGCUGCUGCUCCUGCUACUGCCGCUGUUGCUAGCGCUGGCGCCCGGGGCCUGGGGCUGGGCGCGGGGCGCCCCUCGGCCGCCGCCCAGCAGCCCGCCGCUCUCCAUCAUGGGCCUCAUGCCGCUUACCAAGGAGGUGGCCAAGGGCAGCAUUGGGCGCGGGGUGCUGCCCGCUGUGGAACUGGCCAUCGAGCAGAUCCGCAACGAGUCACUAUUGCGCCCCUACUUCCUCGACCUGCGGCUCUACGACACGGAGUGUGACAAUGCCAAAGGCUUGAAAGCCUUCUACGACGCAAUAAAAUAUGGACCCAACCACCUGAUGGUGUUUGGAGGCGUCUGUCCAUCCGUCACGUCCAUCAUUGCGGAGUCUCUCCAAGGCUGGAAUCUGGUACAGCUCUCCUUUGCUGCAACCACACCUGUGCUGGCUGACAAAAAGAAAUAUCCUUAUUUCUUCCGGACUGUGCCGUCUGACAACGCGGUAAACCCCGCCAUCCUGAAGCUGCUGAAGUAUUACCGCUGGAGGCGCGUGGGCACACUCACCCAGGAUGUGCAGAGGUUCUCUGAGGUAAGGAACGACCUGACCGGGGUGCUGUAUGGUGAGGACAUUGAGAUCUCCGACACCGAGAGCUUCUCCAAUGACCCCUGCACCAGCGUCAAGAAACUCAAGGGGAAUGACGUGCGUAUCAUCCUGGGCCAGUUCGACCAGAACAUGGCGGCCAAAGUGUUCUGCUGCGCAUACGAGGAGAACAUGUAUGGCAGUAAAUACCAGUGGAUCAUCCCAGGCUGGUACGAGCCCUCCUGGUGGGAGCAGGUGCACACAGAAGCCAACUCGUCCCGUUGCCUCCGGAAGCACCUUCUCGCAGCCAUGGAGGGCUACAUUGGCGUGGACUUCGAACCCUUGAGCUCCAAACAAAUCAAGACCAUCUCAGGCAAGACUCCACAACAGUACGAGAGGGAGUACAACAAGAAGCGAUCAGGCGUGGGGCCCAGCAAGUUCCAUGGCUAUGCCUAUGAUGGCAUCUGGGUCAUCGCCAAGACGCUGCAGAGGGCCAUGGAGACACUGCAUGCCAGCAGCCGGCACCAGCGCAUCCAGGACUUCAACUACACAGACCACACGCUCGGCAGGAUCAUCCUCAAUGCCAUGAAUGAGACCAAUUUCUUCGGAGUCACGGGUCAAGUUGUGUUCCGGAAUGGGGAGAGAAUGGGGACCAUUAAGUUUACUCAAUUUCAAGAUAGUAGGGAGGUAAAGGUGGGCGAGUACAACGCUGUGGCUGACACGCUGGAGAUCAUCAACGACACCAUCCGAUUCCAAGGAUCCGAACCCCCAAAAGACAAGACCAUCAUCCUGGAGCAGCUCCGGCAGAUCUCCCUGCCUCUCUACAGCAUCCUCUCUGCCCUCACCAUCCUGGGGAUGAUCAUGGCCAGCGCCUUUCUCUUCUUCAACAUUAAGAACCGGAACCAGAAGUUGAUAAAGAUGUCCAGUCCAUACAUGAACAACUUGAUCAUCCUUGGAGGAAUGCUCUCCUACGCAUCCAUAUUCCUUUUUGGCCUCGAUGGAUCCUUUGUCUCAGAAAAGACCUUUGAAACGCUGUGCACUGUCAGGACCUGGAUUCUCACUGUGGGCUACACGACCGCCUUUGGAGCCAUGUUUGCUAAGACGUGGAGGGUACAUGCCAUCUUCAAAAACGUGAAAAUGAAGAAGAAGAUCAUCAAGGACCAGAAACUGCUAGUGAUCGUGGGGGGCAUGCUGCUGAUCGACCUGUGCAUCCUCAUCUGCUGGCAAGCUGUGGACCCCCUGCGGAGGACGGUGGAGAGGUACAGCAUGGAGCCCGACCCGGCGGGGCGGGACAUCUCUGUGCGCCCCCUCCUGGAGCACUGUGAAAACACCCACAUGACCAUCUGGCUUGGCAUCGUCUACGCCUACAAGGGGCUUCUCAUGCUGUUCGGCUGUUUCUUGGCCUGGGAGACUCGUAACGUCAGCAUCCCAGCCCUCAAUGACAGCAAGUACAUCGGCAUGAGCGUCUACAACGUGGGCAUCAUGUGCAUCAUCGGGGCCGCCGUCUCCUUCCUGACCCGGGACCAGCCCAACGUGCAGUUCUGCAUCGUGGCCCUGGUCAUCAUCUUCUGCAGCACCAUCACCCUCUGCCUGGUGUUUGUGCCCAAGCUCAUCACGUUGAGAACGAACCCAGAUGCAGCGACGCAGAACAGACGGUUCCAGUUCACACAGAACCAGAAGAAAGAAGACUCCAAGACAUCCACGUCGGUCACCAGUGUGAACCAGGCCAGCACAUCGCGCCUGGAGGGCCUGCAGUCGGAAAACCACCGCCUGCGCAUGAAGAUCACAGAGCUGGAUAAAGACUUGGAAGAGGUCACCAUGCAGCUGCAGGACACCCCAGAGAAGACCACCUACAUUAAACAGAACCACUACCAAGAGCUCAAUGACAUCCUCAACCUUGGCAACUUCCCCGAGAGCACAGAUGGGGGAAAAGCCAUUUUAAAAAAUCACCUUGAUCAGAAUCCCCAGCUGCAGUGGAAUACAACAGAGCCCUCACGGACAUGCAAAGAUCCUAUAGAAGAUAUAAACUCCCCAGAACACAUCCAGCGCCGGCUGUCCCUCCAGCUCCCCAUCCUCCACCACGCCUACCUCCCGUCCAUCGGAGGCGUGGACGCCAGCUGCGUCAGCCCCUGCGUCAGCCCCACUGCCAGCCCCCGCCACAGACACGUACCGCCCUCCUUUCGAGUCAUGGUCUCAGGCCUGUAAGGUGGGAGGCCCGGGGCCAGGGCCUCACCAUGACGGAACCACACACUGGGGCAGGGCAGGGGCGGCGGCUGCGGGAGAACCUGGGCGCCACAGCUGGCCUCUCGGGACUGCUCGGACAGCACUCAGGGGGACACGGCCCGGGGAGGCCUUGGCACCUGACCUCGAGCCUUAUUGGUGAAGUUUUUUUCACAAAGAAGAGGAAUGGAAAUGACUUCUUCCUGCAGUCAUUCCUCCUAUGAACGAGGAGGAGCUGACAUAUCUGAAACUUGCAAAAAA